AUGACCAUCGAAAACACAUAUUGGAAAAACGUCCUCACGGUCGUCCCUAUCGUGGGUGCGGCCAUCGCGACCCUGACCUAUAUUCUCCGGCUGGUAUCCUGUCGCAUCUCCACAGUAGGGCUGAGGCUGGAAGAUCUCUUGAUGGGCAUCGGCUUGAUCCUCUCCUAUUGCGCCACCGCUUUUGUUAUCUAUAGGCUCAUGGAUGAUUCAGAAAUUCUGGGCGCCAUCCAUGGCGUUCGUCAAGAUCUCGAUUAUUGUUUUCCUCCAACGCAUCCUCGGCACAGAGGCCAUUGUAUGCAUGGCCAGACCAAAUUUUUUCAGGCUAUGGGAAGCAUCGCCUUAGUGGAGGAUGUGACGAUUUUACUUAUGCCGGUGCCGAUCGUCUGGCGACUGAAGAUCACGCUGCGCCAAAAGAUCGCAGUAACUAUUGUCUUCUCGUUGGGAGGAUUGGUCUGUAUCUUUAGUCUGAUGCGUCUCAUUGAAUUCCGCAACUUUGUUGUCACGGAUUUAGCUUCAUCCAGUGCCAAAGAGUCGAUCUGGACGGUACUCGAACUCGAUGUCGCCAUUAUCUGUGGUUGUCUCCCUCUCCUCAAACCCCUCCUGGCCGGAUUUCUUGGCACCGUCAAGAGCAUCUCGAAAGGCCAGUCUAAUUCGGGCACGAAGUUAUAUUUCCACACAAGUGGGACUCACAAUCACGACGGAUUCCACAAAAUCAGCGACCCACACGGGGCGACAGCCAGCCAAAGUCGGGAAGUGGCGACGCAGUCUACUCGGCGUGGGAGCUCAGAGAUUGAACUGCAGGGAAUUGAAGUACACACGGCGAUCGAAAGUAGGUCGGAGGUUGCAAAUAACCCUCAUGUAGUGGAGAAAGGGGCAUGGGCAUUGCCAUGA
This is a messenger RNA of Aspergillus caelatus, 891 nucleotides long. RefSeq lists its product as uncharacterized. The record is from RefSeq and is a predicted model, not a curated record. Bases 1 to 891 code for a protein of 296 amino acids. Lineage: Eukaryota; Fungi; Ascomycota; Eurotiomycetes; Eurotiales; Aspergillaceae. The transcript has 5 exons.